AAAUGAUGGGCCACACAGCAUUUUGUUCAGCGGCGUUUUACUGCUUUAAUAUUUAGACAGAUGGAUUACACAACAGACGGUGAUUACAUAUCUUAUCUUUAAAGUGGCGACAAUAAUGUGAUAAAAAAGUAUCUUGAAUUGCAAAUACUGGUGAAUCCCACCAUGUAUUUUCAUCUGCAAAUUGUCGAAGGAUAUUCUACACAUGGGAACAGACUCCUAAAUGACUUGUUUAAUAAAAUCAACCAGAUGAAUGGUUGCCAUCUAUCCGAACUAAAUCCUGGAUACAUUGAUUAUAAUUAGAAAAAAAAAGAAGAAAAAAAAAGUGAGCUUACUUGAAAUAAAGAAAAGUUCAAAGUUUGCAGGAUUUGCCGUCUUUCCGUAAACAUGGAUUCUGACAACAAGACAUCUUCAAUUGUGAGUCCAGCCGUAUUGGGAAUGACUAUGGCAACAUGUGCGAUCGCUUUCGUUGUAAUCGUCGGUGGAAAUAUUCUGACGCUACUGGCAAUAUGGCGCACCGAGUCUUUGCGGACACAUUCCAACAUGUAUGUCGUGUCGCUAGCAGUUUCAGAUUUAAUCACAGGAGCUCUGAUUCCCACUGGUGUCUCUAUUCUGCAGGGCGUAUCUGACCUCCAUUACAAUAAAUAUCUGUGUUUAUCUCAAAUCGUAUUAACUUCAAGCAUCGCGGGGGUUUCGGUGGUAACAAUGACCUUGAUAGCAUUGGAUAGAUAUCUUUACAUUAAAUACCCUAUGAAAUACACAAUGGUCGUCAGCGGAAGAAAAGUUAAAAUUGUCAUCGGAUUAGCUUGGGUUGUAACAUUUCUUCUAAACAGUUUUAUGUUUUUUGUCAACAACUGGAGUGCUAAAGGGGGAUGUUUCGUCCUGAAAACAGCCCCUAGCACAUUUCGUGCCGGCUUCAUAUUUUUGUACGUCAUAAUCGGAUGUGUCCUGUGUAUUUUCUUCUACGGGAGCAUAUCCCUCGUGGCCAGACGUCAACAGAAGGCAAUCACUUCCGCAGCUGCGCACAACACGCCAGCCGUCACGAGAGCCAGCUGGCGACUGGUGAAGUUGUUUCUGGUUGUUUUCGGAAUUUUCUUCAUUUGCUGGAUACCAAUUUCAGUCACAUAUAUUUUCGAAGCAUUUGUCCAAGUUCCUCUUGUGGUGUCAUAUGUUGUAACUCCAUUGGUGUAUGUUAACGCAGCCGCAAAUUGUUUCGUGUAUGGAUGGUUUAACAGGGACUUCCGGCGUGCUUACAAAGGGAUAUUAGGAUAUUUCUGCAACUGUUGCAAAUGAAUUCUACAGUUACUAGCUGCAACCCAUGCUGAACACAGGAAC
Molecule: messenger RNA, 1332 nt
Organism: Gigantopelta aegis
Lineage: Eukaryota; Metazoa; Mollusca; Gastropoda; Neomphalida; Peltospiridae
Product: alpha-2A adrenergic receptor-like
Exons: 1
Coding region: 385-1290 (301 amino acids)
Biological process (GO): G protein-coupled receptor signaling pathway
Cellular component (GO): membrane
Molecular function (GO): G protein-coupled receptor activity
Source: RefSeq, a predicted model, not a curated record